AUGGCCGACGUGAGCGAGGUGCGCGUGGCCGGCGAGGUGAACCGCAUGAUCCAGGCGGAGGUGGCGGCGCUGUACGCGCGGCUGGAGGCGCUGCGGGCGCAGACGCGCUUCCCGUCCUUCGCGCCGGUGAACGUGCCCAUGGUGCUGGUGCUGGGCAACCACUCUUCGGGCAAGAGCACCUUCAUCAACCACAUGCUGGGCCAGCGCGUGCAGAAGACCGGGCGUGCGCCCACGGACUGCACCUUCACGGUGCUGGCGGGCGGCGCGCGCGACGAGCGGCUGGACGGCGCGGCGCUGGUGCGGCACGCGCAGUACGGCUUCGGCGACGUGCAGCGGCUCUUCGGCCGCGAGUUCGUGUCGCAGGUGGAGCUCAAGGUGGUGGCCGGUAGUCCGCUACUGGACCACGGCGGGCUCAUGAUCGUGGACUCGCCGGGCAUGAUCGACCCGCCCGGCAGCGCGCUGGACCGCACGGACAAGGACCGCGGCUAUGACUUCAAGCGGGUCGUGCAGUGGUUCGCGGACCGCGCGGACGUGAUCCUCGUCAUGUUCGACCCGGACAAGCCCGGCACGACGUUCGAGACGCUGGACGUGCUCACCAAGUCGCUGCAGGGCAUGAGCAGCAAGGUGUUGUUGAUACUGAACAAGGUGGACGACUUCCAGACGGUGCACGACUUUGCGCGCGCGUACGGCGCGCUGUGCUGGAACCUGAGCAAGGUCAUCGGCCGCAAGGACCUACCCUUCAUCUACACCAUGUACGUGCCGCAGGACAAGCGCGAGGAGGCUCCGAGGUCGCUGCCAUCGGCAGCUCAAGAGAACGGUGAGACGGCGUUCAAUGUACCCAAGAUGCUCGAGCACGAGUUCGACGGGAUUAGAGGCGAGGUGAUCCGCGAGGUGGAGCGCGCGCCCGACCGCGCGACGGAUAAUAUCCUGAACCUGCUGAAGGCCACGGCUUUGAGGCUCAAGAUGCACACGACGCUGGUGGAGGCGUGCAAGAAGGAGUACCUGGACCUGAAAACGUUCUGGAAGCACGCGCAGAUUGCCGGAAUCGUCGCUGGAGUGGGCUUUACGGCGUUUUAUUUGAUCCGUACGUUAGGGUCGAGCGCGCCAUUGGGAGCUUUGACCGCCGACGAUUUGGUUGAUAGAACACCUUCAGGAACUUCGUCAGUGCCUUCGUCGUUGUCUGUGAAGACCUCAAGCGCGAACAAUGCGUGGGAGAAGAACUGGUCCAAGCAGGUGGCGCGCUCGCACUCUUUGUUCAAGUUCAGCACCUUCUUCAAGAUCGUUUUGUCGUCGUGCGCCUCGAACCUCGCGCUUUGGAAGGCGUCUGUGCUGAACCUGGAGUUCAAGCGUGAGAAUGUGCUGCAGUGGCUGCCGCUCACGUUCCAGCGCGUGUACGGCCCAUUCCUGUGCAAAUCUGAUCGCGCGCACGACGAAAUCAUGGCUCAGUGGAAUGCAGUGCAACCAGGUUUGGAGUUGGCUGUGUCGUCUACGCCGCUCGAGUCUUUCCCUAACAUCGAAGCUCAGCACAAGUCCUUCCUCGACGACGUGCUGAACCUCCACGUCCCACGGCUGGACCGUUGUGUACGCGACCGCACCGGGGACGACCACGCCUACCUUCGCUUCAAGCACCACGUCGUGCCCACAUCCAACAAGCCCGAAGUGAAGGAAGCAACUACGACGGAGUCGAAGUGA
This is a messenger RNA of Phytophthora sojae, 1692 nucleotides long. RefSeq lists its product as hypothetical. The coding region runs from base 1 to 1692 and encodes 563 amino acids. The transcript has a single exon. Lineage: Eukaryota; Oomycota; Peronosporomycetes; Peronosporales; Peronosporaceae. The record is from RefSeq and is a predicted model, not a curated record.